UUUCCUCCCUCUGAUUCCCGGCUGUCAUGGCGACCCCCAACAACCUGACCCCCACCAACUGCAGCUGGUGGCCCAUCUCGGCGCUGGAGAGCGAUGCGGCCAAGCCUGCGGAGGCCCCCGAUGCGCCGGAGGCGGCCAGCCCCGCCCAUUGGCCCAAGGAGAGCCUGGUUCUGUACCACUGGACCCAAUCCUUCAGCUCGCAGAAGGUGCGGCUGGUGAUCGCAGAGAAGGGCCUGGCGUGUGAGGAGCGGGACGUGAGCCUGCCGCAGAGCGAGCACAAGGAGCCCUGGUUCAUGCGGCUCAACCUGGGGGAGGAGGUGCCUGUCAUCAUCCAUCGUGACAACAUCAUCAGCGACUACGACCAGAUCAUCGACUACGUGGAGCGCACCUUCACAGGAGGACAUUUAGCCAACGCCACCACGGACCUCAUGAAACUGGACCACGAAGAGGAACCCCAGCUCUCUGAACCCUAUCUUUCUAAACAGAAGAAGCUCAUGGCCAAGAUCCUGGAGCAUGAUGAUGUGAGCUACCUGAAGAAGAUCCUUGGGGAGCUGGCCAUGGUGCUGGACCAAAUCGAGGCUGAGCUGGAGAAGAGGAAACUUGAGAACGAGGGGCAGAAGUGUGAGCUGUGGCUCUGUGGCUGUGCCUUCACCCUCGCCGACGUCCUUCUGGGAGCCACCCUGCACCGCCUCAAGUUCCUGGGACUGUCCAAGAAAUACUGGGAAGACGGCAGCCGGCCCAACCUGCAGUCCUUCUUCGAGAGAGUCCAGAAGCGCUUUGCCUUCCGGAAAGUCCUGGGCGACAUUCACACCACCCUGCUGUCGGCCGUCAUCCCCAACGCGUUCCGGCUGGUCAAGCGGAAACCGCCAUCGUUCUUUGGGGCCUCCUUCCUCAUGGGCUCCCUGGGCGGGAUGGGCUAUUUUGCCUACUGGUACCUCAAGAAAAAAUACAUCUAGAGCCGAGCCCGGCCUGGGCUUGGCGUCUGACUGUUGGUGUCUCUGUGCCGUGUGAUCCCUAAUGAGCUCUCAGUGACGCACUGUCUCAUGAACACUUGGCAGCCCCUCCCCACCCCUUGUUCGGAGUAACUCUGUUGUCAGUGUGCAAACAUUCCAUAGUUUAGAAGUAGACGUUGCCAAGGCCGUGGUUGAAGCCGCGGCUCUACUAAAGGAGAGAAUGAGUGACAGAGAAGGGAAACGAAACACGAAUGCCUUUUCUUUUGAUUCAAGGUCUCGAGAUGGAACUGUGGGGACUGGUUAGGAUCUGAGGUGAGUCCCAGGUCACUUCACCCACCAGGGCCCAGAUUCUGGGAGGUGCUGGGGGCUCAGAGGGCCUGACCCCUCGCCUCCCUUCCCUCUCGCCCAGGGAACUCUUCCACAGGACAAAGCCAACACCACGACUCAGCUCUUCUAAGUGGUACCUCUGGGUGGGGCUAAAGACCCGGAGACUCCAUGGGAGGCCCCUGAAGAUCAGAAAUGACUUCAUCCUUCUCCUGGAUAUGGACUGAGAGCAUGGCUCAUGCCGAGGCAGUGGUACCCACCCACCAAGCCAUGACUGAGACCGAUACCAUGAGCACACCCUCAUUCCCCCCUGAUGUGGCCAGUGAGUUUGGUUUGGCACCUCACCAGUAAUCCCUGAGGGCAGCACCCGUCAUCCUGUUCCCACCUGGAGUUGAUUUUUCCCACCAUGUGAGGUGGAUUUUCAGCAAAAGCCAUGUUCUCCAUCUUAGAAGGUUAG
Molecule: messenger RNA, 1734 nt
Organism: Molossus molossus (Pallas's mastiff bat)
Lineage: Eukaryota; Metazoa; Chordata; Mammalia; Chiroptera; Molossidae
Gene: GDAP1L1
Product: ganglioside induced differentiation associated protein 1 like 1
Exons: 5
Coding region: 27-956 (309 amino acids)
Source: RefSeq, a predicted model, not a curated record